Molecule: messenger RNA, 1444 nt
Organism: Bicyclus anynana (squinting bush brown)
Lineage: Eukaryota; Metazoa; Arthropoda; Insecta; Lepidoptera; Nymphalidae
Exons: 5
Coding region: 94-1050 (318 amino acids)
Source: RefSeq, a predicted model, not a curated record
UAUUGACUCCUAAAUGCGCUACAGUUAGCAUCUGUCACUCGCUACCGACCAGCGGGGAGGGUAGUAACGAAUACGAGUUAGUGACAGUUUAAAAUGCUUAACGCAAAUACGUUGUGCGUCUUCAAUGUAUUUGUAUUAUUUAUUUUUAGUUUAUCAAAUGCGUUUAGGAUAUUCGAUAUCGACGGCAAAGAAACAAUAUUAGCAUCGGAAAAUGAAAAUAUAAGCAUACAGUGUAAAUCUGAUUAUCCAAUGACGUAUUGCGGUUUCGUACAUCCCAGUGGAAAACGAUUUUCAUUUACAGAUCGCGCAGUGAACGACGGCAAAUGCGUCAAAAAAGUCAAGGCCACGAAACUGGACAGCGGCGAAUGGGGUUGUCACAUAGGAAGAAAGUCUGUUAGAUUGGAAACCAUCAAGAAAAUUGAUGUUCGAAUAGUGAAUGAAGUGGCGGCGUUAGAGCCAAACAUUACAGCGAAGCUGGGGAGACCAGUGACCAUCGCUUGUGCCACUACGAAGGGGCUGAUACCGUUGAGCUAUUGCCGAUUUGAACCACCAAACGGAAAAUCAUUUAACAUCGAUUCAACUGUAACCGAAAAAGUUUCAAUUCUCGGCAAAUACUACUAUCCAUCGAACGCUAGCUUAGACCGCGGAGACUGUGCGGUCACCAUCGCCAAAGUGAAGUAUGAGGACGUGGGUGUGUGGACCUGCGGCGCCGGCCUGGACGACGGCCAGGAGCAUAUCGACGUCAUCAAGCUGGAGGUGGAAGGUAUGUACAAAAUGUCAACAGCAUCGGCAACCGGCGUCACGCUCGGCGGCAUCCUCAUAGCAGUCGCACUCGGGUCACUGGGUUACAUCGCGUGGAAGAAGAGGAGAUUCCUCGGAGGAACACCUCCUGAGCCCGAGGUGAUAGAGAUCCAGGAUAUACCAAGGCCGAGUUCAGCCAGCCCAAGUCCUCGAGCACAGAGAGUGCCGGCUAUCGUAGUCCAGUCCCCUUCUACGCCUGGAGAGCCAGGGAUGUCACCGUUGAUGGCAAGGUCUCAAAGCCCUACGUAAGGAAACACGAAACCAGGGAAACUCUAGUCAGAUUAAUCAGAGGGCGUUACUAAUACAUAUAGGCUGUUGGAGGUCAGUGUCAAACGCGUCUGUGUGUUUUUUUUAUUGAUCAUUGAUUUAUUAUUUCUGCUUUGCUGAUGCUUCAGUGUCACACAAACGCGCACUGUCUGUCUGUACACUAUGCUAACGUACUUAAUAUUAAAGGAGCGAACAAAUAUAACUGCCUAUUAAUCGAAAUAUCAUAAUCUAUACUAACACCUACUGGCGGACGCCUGCGACUUCGUCCGCGUAAAACCUACCCCUAUUUAAGUAUCCAAUGUCAGCCUCCUGGUUCUAAGCUACCUCUACACCAAAUUUCACCAAAAUCGGUCUAGCCGUUUUUGAGUUCUAAAUA